AUGUUGUUUUGGUUCAUUUCAGGUUCUACUGAAAUACGUCAUCAUCACCCCCCUGGUCAUGCAGAGACCACUAGGACUUCACCUAGCACCCAACAACACCCAUCUUCUCAUCAACAACAGCAACAUCACCACCAUCCCCAUCAUCACUCCCAUCACCACCACCAUCAGCGACACUCCAAGGGUAACCUAGCACCCACGGCUUCCCCUGCCUCUGGUUCCCCUUCCCUCCACCAACCGACAAACACCCUCCCAUCUUACUUCACCCGGGGUUCCAUCAUCCAGUUGGCCAACUCGGUGCUGAAGCGGGUUGAGGAUCUGACGACGGAUGACUUUGUACAGAGCGCUGGGAACACAGAGGGCCUAAAGAUAGACUCCAGUACGGUUCUAAGGAUCGACGAGGAGCCGCACCGUGGUCUGGCCCUUAUUGGGUUUCUUGUCGGUGAACAUAAAGCUCAGGUAACCGUGGAAGCACCAUACGAGCAUCCAUUUUUCGUUUUUGGUCAAGGAUGGUCUUCAGUGAGGCCAGAGCUCUCGUUAAAAUGCUACGGGUUGCAAUGCCACACCCUUGCAGUUGGAGAUGUGUGUGUAUCAUUGACUGUCAUAGAGAAUGGUAAGCAUGGGCUUAAAGAAGACUCAGAGAUAGAGAAGCAUCAUACCAGGAUGCAAGUCCAGGGCAUGUCUAGUCCAGACAUGAAGCGAAGGCGGAUGGAAGAGAAGCUCCAGAAGUCUGAAGAACACCUCCAUGCCCCUGGUCUCACACCAAGUGUCAGCAGCCACUCUUCACCUUCUCCUGGUCAGCAGCAGAUGGAACACCAAGUCCACCCUGGUGGGGGUCCUUAUGAGGUCCCUGAUCAUGGUAUCGACAAGAAUUCCAACAUCGUUCCUGACAAGCCCUUGGAGAUGCCGCAUAUGAAGCUAAUGCGCCCACCCAAGAGGCGUUGGUCGGACCCUAUCAAGGCCAACCAAGAAGCUGCAGCUGCAGCCGCAGCCGCAGCAGAGAAGCAACAGGGUCAGCAUCAUCCAGUGGCACCUGAAACCAUAGGGAAAGUGCAGCAGCAACUGCCGCAGUAGACACUUUGUGGAACUGUCUUUUCAUUCCUAGAGUUUCUGCUGGCAAUCAAGGUGGCUUAACACAAGAGGCUAUUAGAGAUCUUUGUCAAGGUCAUGCAGCAGAAAAUGGUGCUGCAAGGAAGUGUCAUCCAUCGUCCAAAGCUUACAAAGAUGCAGAGCUCAUGGAAUAUGUAGUAUCCAUGACAAUGGGUGGUAGCUAAGGUGAUGGUUAAAUGGUAAAUGCUCUAGAAAGAGCUCAGGUUUGUUUUUGUUCAUUCCAAUAUUUCUCUUUUUCAACAGUUCCUUGGAAUUACAGAACAGCAUAGUCAUGGCUUCAUCGACAGGAGAGAUACACUGAGAAGUCAUUCUGUGUUCCCAUCUUUUGGUCAAGGAACUUCAUGGCAACACCAUCACUAUAUUCUUAAGAAUCUAAGGAGUUCAUUCAUCUCUUAUUUACAAAUACACAUGAUUUGUUAGGUCACUGAUGCAGGAAUGUAACUCAAAUGAAGUGUGUUAACAUGGAACAGAAUGUGUGAUUGACAGAGUUCAUUCCAGGUUUUUUGUACGUUUGGAAAUUUUUCAGUAUCUUCCUUCACCCUUUUCCUUUGGUCGGAGAACCCAAGCUGGUUGAAAAUCGGAGAGGGAAGAGAAGAAUGUAGAUGUAAAGUUAGUUUUGUACAAAUAAUCAACGUUUUAUACAAAACAGAAAGGAAUUAUGUAGUGUCUUUUGAUAAUUCAUUCCAUGUUGGGUUCAUUUUCCAAGAAGGUGUUCUUUUGUAUUAUGCAGGGUUCCUCAUGCAGUCAAAACUUGCCUUAUGGGCUGGGGCUAGCAAAUGUGUCGGAUUGGUAUUCUGAGAUCCUUUCUAUUUCAAGAUAAAAUAAAAUCUGUUAAAAUCAGUGAGAUAAAAUGACUUUUUAAUAGAUUCUCUCUUAAUUGGUAUUCUGAGAACCAUUUUACCUUCAUCUCAUCUCUCUAUUAAAGGUUUGCCUAAAAAUAUGAAACAAUGUCUAAUUGGAAAGGAUGUUUAAUAGCGCUCUCAUCUCAUUUAAUCAAUGAAAACCUGUUGCACUACAGGAUUGGGCAGAGGACUAUUUAAAUAUGCUAGUGCAUCUUUACGGGGACGUCUUGCAUCAUUUCUAGGGCAAGGUUAAAUCAACAUAUUCUACAGAAAGGCUUUCAUUACUGUCAAUGAUUGUAUUUUCUUUUGUUUUCAUUUCAACAUUAGCGGCUAAUUCACUUUAAAAUAUUGCUGUAAUGGAUGUCGUGGAGAUCAGAUAUCCCCCCAACCUGUUGUCAUUUUAUCUUUUUUUCAUCAAAGCAAACAUGGGCAUAAGUAUAUCAUCUGCAUACAUGUACAUUGUAGCCAUGAUUAGAUAUGCAUUGGAUAUGCCCAUGCAGGCUCUGCUCUGCUGCUUUAGAUACACAAGAUGAAAUGUGAACUUGAGAAAAAUGUGAACUUUUUAUCUGAGAUACAAAAAAAAUAAUCAUACUCGCUUAUAUAGCGUUUAAUACUAUAUCAGAAGUCUAUGAGUGCUCUACAGUAAUGAAGCAUAAUUACUUUGGAUUUCUGUGAUAGGUCUCAGAAUUCAAAUUUCAUUUUAAAGAUGAAACAAUUUUAAAGAAAAAAAAAUGGAUCGUGGAAUACUGCCCAAGAUUUUGUUUCUCCUCUGAGUGUAAUAUGAAAUUGAAAAGUUAGGUAUAUAAUCUCUCCUUCCUUUAAAAAAAGUUAUAAUGUUAAUUCUCUUGAAUGGGUUAACACAGUUAGCAAUCUCACAUUGCAGAAUAAAAUGCAGGUAGGUGAUUGGUCAGGCUAUGUCAAAGACUCAAUCAAGGAACUAUGUAGUGGUUCUCCCUAUGAUGCAGAUGAUAUCCAACAUUGGAGGGAUCACCACAUAUCCACGUUACCCCUGCAUAAAUUUGUGUUUGACGAUGUGCAAUGAACUACGGUUUGAGAUCUCCGUGAACCACAUUCAGCUAUGUUUGAUUUCCAUGGAAUCACAGAUAUAAUGACAGAUAGGAAACAAUAAAGCCCUUCUUUAGAGCGUUGUAUUAUAUAGCUUGAACAAAACCUGAAUAGAUCUUUGGUCUAUUACAGGAAAUAUGAAGUUUGAAAAGGAAUACAGAUUCAAAAUCGUGUCUUUAGGAUUAGAGGUAUUAUUUGGAAUUUGCUUAUAGAGAGAAAAACUACUUGUAUGCCCCCGCCUUCUUAAAACUUUCAAGAAGGGAUAUAUCUGAAUUAUAGAAACAACAUCUUAAAUGCAAAUUUCUUUAUCCCAAUCAAUUUCUUAGAAAAAGAACGAGACAAGUUGAGACAAGUAGAGAUGAGGAAACCACCGGUAGAUCAGAAGAAAAGACAAAUGUUCAUUCAAAGGGAAAUCAAUGAAAACUGAAUUUAUAUUCAUAUUAUUAUUAUUGGUGGUUGCAAAGCAAAUUUGCUCUUAGCUCAAUAUUACUUUUCAUGAUUUAAGAUUUUUAUCUCGAAGGCCAAUCUUACAUAAAUAGAAGGAGGAAUAAGCAUCAGAGAGAGAGAGAGAGAAAGGGAGAGAGAGAGGCAAGACUAAAUAUUUCACUACACAUUGCAUCUCUACAAGAAAAUUCAUCAAAUGAUGCUGAAAACACAAAAUAAUGAACAAUGCUGCAUUUAGUAAAUAAAAGUACAGUUAUGAUGAGUUUGUAUUAUGAAACAUUUUAAAUUCUACAAUAACAGAUUGAGGAAUAUAGAGAGUAUUUGCAAAAGCAAGAAGUAAAGUUGAAAGUCAUACUUAUGCAUUUUUUAUUUGUUAUAAUGAAAGGAGAGCAAAUGCAUGGGAAGGGUGACUUUCAUAAAUGUUACAUCUGGGGGGUGUUUCACAAAGAUUUAAGUAUGACUUAAAGUCGCUCUUAAAUGCCGACGCGUACAUGAUAUGCAACGCGCAAUCUUAUUGAUAAAUACGCAGUAGUGCGCAUCCUCAUGACAUGAUCUGACCAAUGCGGUCAAGCCUUUCAUACCGUACGCAUUUAAGUACGUAUUUAAGUGCGACUCUAAGUCAUACUUGAAUCUGUAAGUUUGUGAAACACCCCCCUGAUUCUUCUAAAGAAUUUAAGUUGACUACCGUAUAUGAACGUUGAACAACUGAUGUAUAUGUGUGUGACUCUGAAGCCUUACUGGGGUACAUAUUUAGGCCUGGGCCCUGUCUUACAAAGAGUUGCGAUUGAUCCAAUCAAUCACAACUAUGGAAAGCCAGCAACGUCAACAUCUAUUAUGCAUGUUUGUUCUAAAAUAUUUUCUAACUAUGAUGUAUAUUCAUGCAUUCAAUGUUUUCUUGAAAAUUCAUUGUGCUUCUCUUUGUUUACAGAGGACAUUGUGUAAAUUACCUGUAGAAAAAAUUAUGACACUGAUGGAUUUCCAUAGAGUUACGAUAGAUUCGAUCGAUCGUAACUCUUUGUAAGACGGGGCCCAGGGGUCACCGUUUGCAAAGCGAUAACAAACUUGUAAAAUGAAAGGAUUUUUAUAGUGAGCUUCAAGAAUGAUCAUGUACAUGUAUUUACAUCCUUGGCCCGGUUUCACAUAGUUUGGCAAGUGAUAUUUUUGUGAUUGAUAGCACAUAGUGAUAAAUACAAUCAGUUGUAAAAAUAUCAGUCCUAUGAUCGAUUACAAGUCUUUGUGAAACGGGGCAUGGAUGUGUGAGAGACAUACAACCUCAAACAAUAAACGUAAUGAUAUCAAUAUAUCAUUUUAAAAAAUAUUAUUCAAUGUUUACAUACAGCUGGACCCAACACUAGCAAGCAUGCAGCUGUUUUAUAUUUGUGGAAAGAAAGCAGCAGAAGAAGGGGGUUGCUUUAGAGAAUAGGUUAUCAUUAGUAUCCAUUAGUACAUAUGAACAAAAAAUCAUACAAUGAAACGCUAUCAUUUGGGAUGUGAUCCAAAGUUAAUUUUGGAGGACGCCCACUUUGCAAGGCAGGUGGGACAAUGACAUGAGGAAGUACUUCUGGGAUUUUUUUUUUUAAUAUUAGACUGUGCCAGGUGUUUAAACCGUUUUCAGAUACGCCUCUCUAAUUACCAUUCCAGCUUCUGUAUCUUAAGAAAAAAAUCUGGAAAACUGUUAUUUUUCUCUAUACCAGCUAAGGCUCUCCAAUACUGGCUGUUUAAUAUUAAAAAUAUAUGUUGUGAAUGAAACCUUCAAAUAUGUUACUUUUUAAGAGAGAGAGGGGUAAAUAGAUCCAACAAUUCCUUUUCAACCUGAAAAUACGUAGAUGGGUAUAGUAUAGGAUCCCCAUUCUUCAGAAUUUAUUUAGAAAAAUAUACAAGAGGUUUAAAAGACCUAGGUAUAGGUCAUCUGUUUGCUCUGUUUGAAAAUAAAACUAAUUUACAUAGCAGCUAGUCUUGGGUCCAGAUCAUAAAGUCUAAAUCAUGAAUGUUUUGUUGGAUGAAUAAUGAUGUCGAUGACGGGUUCGGAAAAUUGAAAAGUGACCUUAUUGGCCUCUUGCUGUUUAAACUUUUGAGAGUUUUACCUCAGUUGGGGCGAUGUGGUGUUUUCAAUAACAAGUGUGAUGACUUAAUUAAGGGCUAGUGUGUGAUUAUGAUAUGCAAAAUGGAGUUUUUAUCUGAAAAAAAGACUGUUUUCCUACUUAUACUAUAUAUCUCAUCAGCACUAUAAGAUAUCUCAUUUCUACCAAUGAACUGUGACAGAAGUUAUUGUGAUCAAAAUAUAUUUCUUUUCUCGAGGAACAACCUCAGUUUGGAAUAUUUUGUUGAAAGUUGUACGAAAAAAAAAGCCUAAAUGGAGUUUUGUGAUACAUGUUUUGUUUUUAUGAAAGUGGAUAUUGGUAUGUAUUGUACAUUUAAAAAUCACUCUUAAAGCUGUGGCAAGGACUGAUCAUAUUUAUUUCAAAUUUCUAUAAUGUCAAUGGCUAUUACGUAGACAGUGAUUUCUCUUGUUAUUGCGUAUAUAUGUAUCUGGCACAAAGUUUUAAAAAAAUCUAGAAUUUAGCGAGCAUAGUCUAUGAAAUGGCCAUCUAAAAUAAAGUGU
Molecule: messenger RNA, 6060 nt
Organism: Lytechinus pictus (painted urchin)
Lineage: Eukaryota; Metazoa; Echinodermata; Echinoidea; Temnopleuroida; Toxopneustidae
Product: ataxin-1-like
Exons: 2
Coding region: 1-1071 (356 amino acids)
Biological process (GO): regulation of DNA-templated transcription
Molecular function (GO): protein binding; RNA binding
Source: RefSeq, a predicted model, not a curated record